Messenger RNA from Thalassophryne amazonica, 3410 nucleotides. RefSeq names its product Yes1 associated transcriptional regulator (gene yap1). The record is from RefSeq and is a predicted model, not a curated record. Lineage: Eukaryota; Metazoa; Chordata; Actinopteri; Batrachoidiformes; Batrachoididae. Gene Ontology annotation, biological process: hippo signaling; positive regulation of transcription by RNA polymerase II. Gene Ontology annotation, molecular function: protein binding; transcription coactivator activity; transcription corepressor activity. Gene Ontology annotation, cellular component: nucleus; cytoplasm. The transcript is spliced from 6 exons. Bases 58 to 888 code for a protein of 276 amino acids.
CACAGCCACAUUGAUCAGACCACCACUUGGCAGGAUCCUCGCAAGACCCUACUCCAGAUGAACCAGAGCGCACCGGCCAGUACUGUGCCAGUCCAGCAACAAAACCUUAUGAAUCCUGCAAGUGGUCCUCUCCCUGAGGGCUGGGAACAAGCCAUCACAGCAGAGGGAGAAGUCUACUACAUCAACCACAAGAACAAAACCACAUCCUGGCUAGACCCACGACUUGACCCACGCUAUGCCCUGAACCAGCAGAGAAUUACCCAGAGUGCUCCAGUGAAGCAGGGAGGACAGCUGCCUUCUGGCACCCACAGUGGAGUGAUGGGAGGCAACAACCAGAUGAGACUGCAGCAGAUGGAGAAGGAAAGGCUGAGAAUGAAGCAACAAGAGCUGCUUUGCCAGAGACCCCAGGAGCUCGCUCUAAGAAACCAGCUGCCCGCCAGCAUGGAGCAGGAUGGCGGCACCCAGAACCCUGUCUCCUCCCCGAUGGCCCAGGAUGCCCGUACCAUGACUGCCAACAGCACUGACCCAUUUCUCAACAGUGGAACGUACCACUCCAGGGAUGAGAGCACAGACAGUGGUUUAAGCAUGAGCAGCUACAGCGUCCCUCGUACUCCAGAUGACUUCCUCAACAGUGUGGAUGAAAUGGACACAGGGGAUUCGCUUCCCACCUCCAUGGCCACACAGCCCAGUCACUUCCCCGACUACCUGGAUGCCAUCCCGGGAACAGACGUGGACCUGGGCACUCUGGAGGGUGAAAGCAUGACGGUGGAGGGUGAGGAGCUGAUGCCCAGCCUGCAGGAGGCCCUGACCUCUGACAUCUUCAACGACAUGGAGUCUAUGUUGGCAGCUACCAAGAUUGAAAAGGAGAGCUUCCUCACAUGGUUAUAGAGGCCUGCAGAGGGCGCUGCUUCGUCUUCUACCUACGCUCUAAACUGCUGCCUGCUCUCAUCUGUGAAGGAUCCAUUGAUGCUUUUACAAGACAUUUCAGCGAGCUGCUCCAGACGUCUGUCUGUGUCUCUCUGCGUGUAAGGCCAAACUCUUCUGAGGCAGUACUCUGUUCUCCUCUUUCUUCCGUGUGUUUUUGCUUUAUUUUGUCUGUGUUUUCAAGGCUGGCCCAUGAACAGACAAUUACGCAAGGGUCCCCAUAUCAUUCACACAUCUGUCAGUGAAUCUAGGGCGUCUUUUCCAACAGCAGGGGGCGCUCCUAACUGCUUGUAACUGAGCUGGGUGCAUGUACUCUUCUGAAAGGACUACCUUCAUAAGUAAUAUCCUGGACUCUCUGGUUCCUCUUUUUCCUACUAUAAAGCUUAAAGCAGUUUUGCCUGUUUGAAACUAUUGCAUCUAGCUUCUGUAACUUUAUAUCUCUUUUUAUGUUUUGUUUAGAUUUUUUUAAAGUUUUUGCUCGUUUUAAAAAUUUCAACAAGCCUGAAAAACCAAAAAUGAUGUAUGUGAAGUCAAAUGAACAAUACUGAUUUGGAGUCAAGGUAACACGAGGCCCAUUUCGGACGUGUUGGCUUUGGCGGGUGUGAGGAGCCCGGGGACCGACUACAUUGCUGCUUGGCUGUGCCAGCGAGUCUAAGUUAAAGUAUUUGUUCGAUCAAGUGCCUUCAGUUGUGUUUUUUUUUUCUAUGAAGAGAAGAAGUGAGCAACAAAACAAUUACUAAGUGCGUAAUGCGGCCGUAAGAGCAAUCCAAUAGAUUGUAUUCAUCAACUUCAGAGUAUCUCGUUUUCAGUAAUCAGAAUUUUCCUUUUUAUUUUAUUUUUUUAUAAACGCAUUAUAAGGGGAUUUAGGGAUUUCUCUUCUUUGUAUCUCAGUCUUAUCCAAGUCUAAUUCAUGAUUCACUCCUGGGUUUAUCUUAUUUGUACUCGUAUUUUAGAUUACUACUUGUGUAUUAUAUCUUAGGUCGAAAUGGCAUUGUGUUUUUAGUUUCUUUCGUAAUGCAUUUUAACAGGGUUGACGGUUAAUUCAUCGGCGUGAUGAUGUCUGCCAAGAAACAAACACAUUGAGUUUUUGCCCUUUUUGGCUAAUUUUCUUUGUUUUUUUGUUUGUUUUACUAUAUACAUAUUAGUGUUAUUGCAUGUUUGAUCACACGCAGCUUUUUCUUUCCUCAGCGUCAUGACGUUCCUAAACACUAACCAAGAACUCUGGACAGAGAAACAGCUUUCACUACAGUGCACGAUAUAAAAGAGCUGUGACGUUUGAACGUAUCUUCCAGAGAGCAAAUCGAGCCAUUUUUGCCGUAAUGUGCUGCGUGUUGAAUAAGAGGUUUUUAGGCUACAACUGGGAGAUGUUUUAGCAGGUGUACGAGUCAUGUCAAAGGGUAGUGUAUAGAGUGGCGGGAUUUGACUUUGAUGGAGACAAGUUAAGUGGAUGGUUGAAUUUCUUCCGGAUCCACACAGAAGCAGUCGGGUUAUUAUCGCAGUCAGAAAUUGUUGUUGCAGAUUCCAAAGAUGACGCUUAUUUGUGCUUCCAUUUAAACCAAGUCUACAAACUGUGUGCUUUAAAAGCCAGCCUCGAUGAACAAACGGUAUAAGCUAAUGACGACACGAUGUAGGUUUUAAGUGUUAAUUGGACUCGGCUGAAUAAGGUCCAGCUGAGAGAUUUGUGUUCUAAAAAUUUUUCUCGGAUGAGAUUUUUGUUGUUGUAUUUGAGUGACUAGCUGAGGUUAAAGGAUGCGCUGUCAGAAGACAGUAGCAAGUGAUUCUUGAGUAGCGCUCGCAUGUUUACAUUCUCAUGGAUCAAGUAAUUACAACAAAACGCUGACAUUUUUUAAGUCAUAAUUUUUGAUGUUUACAUCACAGCUACACCUUUGCAGUAAGAAUCAGACUUUUGGUGAAGAUGCCUCACCAGUUUGUCACACUGGUUGAAAUUUUCAGCAUUAACUCGAUGGAUCAGUUAUUUUUAAAGGAGUCCGAAAUCAUGAAUAAAAUCGUAUUUCUUUUUUAGCUGUGAGAAUAUACUCUGUGUGGAACCUUUUAGUUUUGACAUUAUUGAUCAGUAAAGCUUGUUGAUGAAUUUAAGAUGGCUAUACAGUGUUGGUGAGAACAGUGCAACUAAAGAGUGAUACACUACAGUGCUUGUAUUGCACGGCUACACAGUUUUCAUUACAUCGCAGUGAUGCAUUUUUUUCACAGAAUCUUGAUUUUAUGCUUACUUUAGCGUGUAACUGUCAGACUUUAUUAGCUGUUGACUGUCAUAGUAGCUGUAGGACUAAUAACAUGAGUUAAAGGAUUUUGUAUUUAGAGUUUUCUAAAUGCACAUGAAAUUUGAGUUAAUAUUCGGCAGUAAUGAUUUGUUCUUUUUUUUUGAUAGAUAUGUGCAUGUGUUUUAGAACAAUAAAUUCUGUUAUAUCUCUCUUCAUAUGAUAUUUGAAAUUGGCCUGAAAUAAAGUAUGUACUUUGUGGUAAUG